AUGCAAGUCUAUCAUAUUCAACAAAAGAUUCAUAAAGCUGAAAAAGAAUUAAUUGAAAUUCAACAUCAGUUAACACUCAAUCUUCAAACAACUCAUGAACAAGAUAGUCAAUUAAAUAAAAUUCUUCAAUAUAAACCAAAAAUUUUCAUUUCAAUUGAUCAAAAUUAUUUAAAUAUUGAUCAUCAACUAAUUAAAGAACAAUUAAAUAAUGAACAAAAUUUAUCGAUAGAAUUAAAAAAACAAAACAAAAAGCUUAACAAUAACCUUUUGUAUCAUAUGAAGAUUCUAAAAAUGAAUGAAAACAAACAAAUACGAUUGAAUAUAAAUAAUAAAAAUUUCAUUGAAAUAAUUAGUCUAAAACAAGAACAAAUUGAAAAAGAAAAAGAUAUAAAACAAGAAAUUUCUCAGAUCUUAAUUGAACUUAAAGUCGAAUUAAAAAGAAAAGAAUAUAUUUUAUCUACACACCAUAGCAAAUUAGAUAGAUUGAACAAUCAAAUUCUUGAACUUGAACAUAAGCGUGAUCAAUAUCUUCUACACACUACACUAUAUACAUUUCAAAAUAUUAAUCAAACGAAAAAUAAUAUUAAAAAAAAUAUUCGUCAAGAAGUUAAUCACCGUUUACAACUAACAAUUAUUUCUCAUAAUCUCAAACAACAAAUAAAUAUUCUUGAAAAUACUACACAACAGUAUGCUUUACUUGUUAAAAAACAACGACAAAAAGUGAUUAAUUAUGAAAAAUUACAUGAUAAAUGGAUUAUACAUAUAAAUACGAAUCAAAAUAAUUUAUUAGAAUUAUUUAAUAGAUUUAAUAAAAUUGAACAAUCUAUGAUUAAUACAAGAAAUUUUUUUCAACAAUUNUUUUCGAAGUUUUAG
Molecule: messenger RNA, 873 nt
Organism: Rotaria sp. Silwood2
Lineage: Eukaryota; Metazoa; Rotifera; Eurotatoria; Philodinida; Philodinidae
Source: the annotation of a GenBank genome assembly